This is a messenger RNA of Hyphopichia burtonii NRRL Y-1933, 3888 nucleotides long. RefSeq names its product cohesin subunit (gene SMC1). Gene Ontology annotation, cellular component: chromosome; cohesin complex; nucleus. Bases 39 to 3764 code for a protein of 1241 amino acids. The transcript has a single exon. NCBI's taxonomy places the organism in Eukaryota, Fungi, Ascomycota, Pichiomycetes, Serinales, Debaryomycetaceae. The record is from RefSeq and is a predicted model, not a curated record. Gene Ontology annotation, molecular function: protein binding; ATP binding; ATP hydrolysis activity. Gene Ontology annotation, biological process: sister chromatid cohesion.
CUUUCUUCAAUAGAACCAACCUGUAUUGAAACGAAAGCAUGGGUAGACUUAUUGGAUUGGAGCUUCAUAACUUCAAGUCGUACCGAGGUACGUCGGUGAUCGGGUUUGGUACGUCAUCGUUCACUUCAAUCAUUGGGCCCAAUGGUGCUGGGAAAUCGAAUAUGAUGGAUGCCAUUUCGUUUGUCUUGGGGGUGAAAUCAUCGCAUUUGAGGUCAUCCAACUUGAAAGACUUGAUAUACCGAGGCCGUCGUGGUGCCAAUAGCUCGAUAAUUGAAAAUACAGCUGAAGAUAUUUCACGAGAUCCCACUAAAGCACACGUUAUUGCGAUUUAUGAAAAAUCUAAUGGAGAGCGAUUGAAUUUGAAACGGACGAUUACAGCAAAUGGUAACAGUGAUUAUAAAAUCAACGAUAAAACGGUGACGGCGUUGCAGUAUUCAAUGGUUUUGAAAGCAGAAAAUAUUUUGAUUAAGGCUAGAAAUUUCCUAGUUUUUCAAGGUGACGUCGAACAGAUUGCUGCUCAAUCCCCUAAAGAUUUGACUAGUCUAAUAGAAACAAUUAGUGGAUCCAAUGAGCUCACUAGUGAAUAUGAAAGAUUAAAAGAAGAACAAGAUAAAGCACAUGAAUUUUCUACUUCAGUCUUCUCCAGAAAGAGAACUUUAAAUUCUGAAUCUAAACAAUAUAAAGAACAACUUAUCGAACAAGAGCUAUUUGAAAACAAAUUGACUGAGAGAAAUAAACUUAUCAAAAUGAUUCACUUGUACAAGCUUUACCAUAGUGAGCAAAAGCAUGAUAACCUCUUGAAUGAUUUGAAGGAUAAGAAAAAGGAAUUGAAGUAUUUGCAAAACAAACUAUCGCAAGAAGAAAAAUCUUAUAAAAACAUCAUUUCAAAAUAUUCAAAAAGAGAUCUUCAUGUGAAGAAAAUAGAUCAACAAAUAUCAGACUUGACUUCUAAAUCCGAGUCUAAAACUAGAGAAUUAUUCCCUAUUCAAGCAAGUAGGAAAUCAUUGAUUAGUAAAAUUCAUUUGUGUGAAGGAAAAAUAAAAGAUAUUCAAGAAGAUAUAACAAAGCAAAAACUUGAAAAGAAAAAGAUCGAAAAGAAACUUCAUGAUACGAGAAGGCUUUUCAGACAAUUUGAAAGCAAAGCCAUUGAAUCAGCUAAAAAUUCCACUAUUUCAGUAGAAGCAAUCAAGGAAUAUGAGGAAUUAAGAGAUGAAUUUUUGGCAAAUGGGGGUUCUCAAUUGGAACAGGACCUCAGUUUGUUGUUCAAUGAGAAAGACUUGAUAAGCUCCAAUAUUAAUAAUUAUAAUAAUCAAAAAAAUAAUGCUCUUUCUAGAAUAUCAGAACUAGAAUCAAUUAUUGGUAUUGAGUUAAAACCUAAACUUGUCGAUUUAACUACCGAACUUAAUGACCUCUUGACUUUGAAAAGAGAGAAAUCAGACAUGAAAGAUGGUUUGAUCAAAAGAAAAGAAGAAGCAAAUUUCGAAGAACUAGAAUUAAAUACUCAAUUACGUAAUGUAUUGAUCAGAUUGGAUGAAUUAUCUUCCCAACAAAGAGAAUCAAAUAAACAAAAAAAAUUGAGAGAAAAUGUAUCCAUGUUGAAGAAUUCCUUCAAAGAAGGUGCUAUUAGGGGACUCGUUUAUGAAUUAGUUCGUCCUUCCCAACAGAAAUUUGAAAAUGCUCUCCUGACUGUAUUAGGAAGGAAUUUCGAUGCCAUUAUUGUUGAAAACACCUCCACUGCUUAUAAGUGUAUUGAAAUUAUGAAAGAGAGACGUGCAGGUGUUGCUACUUUUAUACCUCUUGACUCAGUGGUUAACGAUCCUAUUAAUCUUAAUUAUUUAAGAACCGUUCAUCCUCAUGCCAAACCUGCAAUUGAUAUAGUUGAUUUUGAAGACGUUUCAUUAGAAAAGGCUAUCAAGUAUGUUGUUGGUGAUACUGUCGUAGUGGACACCAUUGAUACUGCAAGGGAAUUAAAAUGGGAAUCCCAUCAUAACUUAGAUAACAAAUUGGUUACUUUGGAUGGUUCAGUUAUUCACAAAUCUGGUUUGAUGACUGCUGGUCAGCAAGAAAAUAAAUCACCUGGCUCCAUGAGAUGGGAUAAGACUGAAUGGAAGGCUCUCACCGAAAGAAAAGAUGAUCUCACAACAUCCUUGGCUAGUUUAGCAGAAGAGAGACCAAAAGAAAUUGAAAUUAAUAUGCUUAUGGAAGAAAUCCACCUGAUUGAGGAUAAGAUCCCAAUUUUGAGAAAUCAAACAUCAAACAUUGAAAGAAAGAUUAAUGAAAGGAAAUCAGAAAUUCAAUUUCACAAUGAUUUGAUAAAAGAAUUGGAAAAUAAUAUCAAAAACCAAAACUCUUCAAUGAAGGAUGUUGAUUCAAAAUUGAAUCAAACCCAUACAAAAAUUAAAAAGUUACAAGACAAAAUCUAUUCCGAAUUCUCUCGUAAACAUGGAUUCACAAAUGGUAUAACAGAUUAUGAAAACCUUCAUGGUUCUUCCUUGAGAAACAAAGCCAAAGAAAGAACUCAAUUCACUAAAACGAUUGCAUCCCUAACUAACCAAUUAGAGUUUCAAGAUGAUCGUCUUCGUGACAUAGAGGAAAGAGAAAAGAAGUUACGGGAAGAUUUGAUAAAACACAAUGAAAACCUUGCUACCGUUGAUGAACAAAUAGAAUCAAUCAAGAGUGUAUCAGAUGGUCUCGAAGCAGAGUUAGAUGUCACUCGCUCCGAAAAAGAGGCUGCAGUUAACGUUCUCCAAGAAAGUUUGAAAAGUUCUAAAUCCCUUGAGUCUACUGUUAAUGAAAUUGAAGGAGAAAUCAAAAAUAUGAAUAAAGCGAUUACCAACGUUGGUGAAGUUUUACUUAAAGUAGAUACUGAAAGGGUCAAUAUUUUGAAAAACUGUAAAAUUUCCAGUAUCGAUAUCCCUUUUAAAGAUGGGUUCUUGGAAUCCUUCUCUCUUAGUGAUGACACCGACACUUUGAUUAAAGAAGUUUACGAUAUAGAGUUGGAUUAUUCUUUAUUAAGUGAACGUUUACGUGAAAAUUUCAAUUUGAAAAUAGAAGCUGAAUUACAAGCAAGACUUGAAUCAGUAAUUGGUGAAUUGGAGCAACUCACACCAAAUGCCAAGGCUGUGGAAAGAUUGAAAGAAGUCGAAACAAAAUUGAAAUCAUUCGAUAAAGAUUUUACAAAAGCAAGACAAAAGGAGCAAAAAAUCGUUGAUGCUUUCAAUGAUGUAAGACAACGAAGAACCGACUUAUUUAUGAAUGCUUUUGAUCAUAUUUCUGGUGAAAUUGAUCUGAUUUACAAAGAAUUAACAAAAUCAGCUGCCUCGCCAUUAGGUGGAUCUGCUUACUUAACGUUGGAAGACGAAGACGAACCUUAUGGUGCUGGUAUAAAGUAUCAUGCUAUGCCUCCAAUGAAAAGAUUCAGAGAUAUGGAAUUAUUAUCGGGUGGUGAAAAAACCGUUGCAGCAUUAGCUUUAUUAUUUGCAAUCCAUUCCUAUCAACCAUCGCCAUUUUUCGUUCUUGACGAAGUUGAUGCUGCUUUGGAUAAUUCAAACGUCAACAAAGUUGCUAAUUACCUUAAAAAAUAUGCUGGACCAGAUUUCCAAUUUAUUGUCAUAUCUUUAAAGAGCUCUUUAUUUGAAAAAUCAGAUGCCCUUGUUGGUAUUUAUCGAGAACAAAAGGAAAACAGCUCCAAAACAGUCACUUUGGAUUUGAGAGAUUACCCUGAGGAAGAAACUCAAGUGCCUCUUACCGAUGCUGCAGCUUAGUUACUACAUAUUCUCUUCUUACGUAUCUUUUGAAUUGUUAGCUCUUUCACAUUUCUUUAAUCUUCAAAUUUUUUUUUCUCCGCUUCCAACCGCUUUCGAAACUAAUAUAUUUACGUGUUAAUGG